AUGACAUUUUUCAAUAUUUAAUUUUUCAAAAAGUAACAAGAAGUAAAUAAUAAAAUAAAAGAAUAAAAUAAAAAAUUUAAACCCAUUUUAUUCCCCCAUACUCAGAUAAUAUAUAAAGGCAUAAUAUAAAAAAAAUAACAUUUAUAAAAUUUAAAAAAUACAUAUGUAAUAUAAAAUAAUAUAUCUUAAAAAAAAGGAGAUUAAUAUUUUCGCACAUUAUGGUCAUAUAUAGAUUAAGCAAAAACCUAUGCAUGGUUAACAACUUAUGCAUUUAAUGAUUCUCCAACUUCAAAUUUUACUUUUAAAAAAUUAAUAUAAGCCCAAAAGCGAGGAGUAAACGUAGUAUUAUUUGUUGACGAUUUAUAAAAUAAUAUAAAUAAAGAACUUAUAUAAUAAUUAAUAAAGGCUGGUGGACAAUUUAAAUCCUUAAAUCCAACAUGGUCCGAAUUAUAUAAGAACGUAAGUAAUCAGGAAUUCUUUAGAAGACACCAUGAAAAGCUAUUUAUAGUCGAUAAUUUCGCAAUAAUAGAUUUUCAGCAUAUUUUAAAAUGGACAUGGCCCCCAGAAAACAGAGGGAUUUAAGACGAGAUAAUAAACUAAAUAAACCAUUCAAAAUUUCGAAUUAAAUUUAUUCAGCCAUAUUAUUAUCCAAUGAAAGAGUUCGAUGAUUAUUUAAUAAAAGCUUUAUAAAGAGGCGUCGAAGUGGAAAUUAUAACUUCUUAAAAUCGAGAUUAGCCCGCAUAUUAAAAAUUAUCGAAUAAAAAUUUAAUGAAAAAUCUAACAGAUGAAGGGUGUAAAGUAUAUGAAAUUACUGACAGACUUUUGCAUAUGAAAGCUUAUAUUAUUGAUGAUAAAUAUUUCACUUUGGGAUCUUUAAACAAUGAUAGAUGGAGCUGGAGAAUCAAUAAUGAGUUGAAUAUAUUCGUUUAAAGUGAAAAAGAAACUAAAAAAGUAUAUGAGUUAUAUAAUCAUGUUAAAUAGUAAUCAAAUGCACUUUUCGAAAGUAAAAAAGAGCAUGGAUAUUUGAGACUUUUUAAGGCAAAGAUGUGGGGGUUAUUCCUUUAUUUAAGUGAGUGUUAAAUGAGUAAACAUCUAGUUUUAGGAAACGAUGGUAAGUGGAAUAUUGAUAUUUAAGAAAAAAAUAAAAACAAUGAUUAUUGGAAAAGGUUUUAAUGA
This is a messenger RNA of Ichthyophthirius multifiliis, 1176 nucleotides long. RefSeq lists its product as hypothetical. The record is from RefSeq and is a predicted model, not a curated record. Gene Ontology annotation, molecular function: catalytic activity. The transcript has 2 exons. NCBI's taxonomy places the organism in Eukaryota, Ciliophora, Oligohymenophorea, Hymenostomatida.